Molecule: messenger RNA, 210 nt
Organism: Anthostomella pinea
Lineage: Eukaryota; Fungi; Ascomycota; Sordariomycetes; Xylariales; Xylariaceae
Source: the annotation of a GenBank genome assembly
AUGGGCAUGACCCUAGAUGGGGAUAUAUCCCACGACGUUUCAGUUCGGGCAGAGAGGAUCAGGCAGCGCGGCAUAGCAGACUCGAUGCGGUAUUACCGGGCGCUAGGCUUUCGCCGUGUGGGCACGUCGGGCUAUUUUGCCUGGAUCUCAGCCGCCGACCACGCAAGCAAGGCCUUGGAGGCGAAGGACGAUUACGAUCCGCCGGUUUAA